Messenger RNA from Penicillium mononematosum, 285 nucleotides. RefSeq lists its product as uncharacterized. The record is from RefSeq and is a predicted model, not a curated record. Bases 1 to 285 code for a protein of 94 amino acids. The transcript has a single exon. Lineage: Eukaryota; Fungi; Ascomycota; Eurotiomycetes; Eurotiales; Aspergillaceae.
AUGGACGGUGUUUCUGCUGUUGCUGCAGUCUUUAGCUUAGCAAAGAUCGUGCUAUAUGGGAUCAACGUUUUGGAUGACUACCGACGACUUGUUGUCACGGAGGAGCUGAGUUAUCUCGUUAACAAGGGUGAUGGGCUAACAAGCACCCUCACCUUGAAUACCAAUGCUGCUGAGGAAGUCGUGAGAUAUUGGAGCCUCUUUUACGAAGAGAACUUUGAUUACAAGGACUUCUGCGAGGACCUUCAAAGAACGCAGGUCGAGUUCAAGAAACAUUGCACUUUUUGA